Molecule: messenger RNA, 3741 nt
Organism: Aphanomyces astaci
Lineage: Eukaryota; Oomycota; Saprolegniomycetes; Saprolegniales; Verrucalvaceae
Product: trehalose-phosphatase
Exons: 8
Coding region: 1-3741 (1246 amino acids)
Biological process (GO): trehalose biosynthetic process
Cellular component (GO): cytosol
Molecular function (GO): catalytic activity
Source: RefSeq, a predicted model, not a curated record
AUGUUCCAGCGCCUCCGCCAUGCCGUGGGUUGGGGGUCGUCGUCGGGGAUCGGCAUGCACAUGAGUGGCGGACAGUCGCGCGUGGAAUUCCAAGUGCAUGCGCAGCUUGGUCACGGAGAGACGUUGUACGUGGUUGGGGAUGCGGCGGGAUUAGGAAAUGCCCUGUCCACAUACGUCGAUUCAGGCCACCUCCACAGUCCACUGUCACUUCCCUCGUCGAGCCUGAGCUUCAACGCCCCGUCGCCUAACGCACCUGUCCUCAAGAUGUCAUUCAGCGAUCCGGGCGACGAAGCGCCCCCAGAGCUCAAGCACAGCUCCUCCACCGGCUUGGGACCUCCGACCGUGUCGAGCUGUCGCUUGGUGACCACCCCCGAGAUGUACCCAUUGUGGUACAACGCCGAUCCGGUCGUGCUCAAUGCCAACACGAACCUCACGUAUCGCUACGCGGUCUGCUCGAACGGCAAGUUUGUGCGGUAUGAAUCGUUUGAGCGCAGCGCCACAAUCGCAGGGGACUCACACCAAGUGACCGAUGUGCUGGAUCAACGCUCCGUCGACCAAAGUAGCAGCAGCGAGAAUGGCGAGGGGCGGAGCCAAGCAACGGUGGUGCCUCGUCUGAGCAGCGGCCAGGCUUUCGUGGACCGCCGCGCCACCCUCGCUUCGACGGACGCAGAAGGGGCGGCGAUCCAUCAUCACCACCUCAGCAGUCGAGGGUCCAAGAGGGGUUCGCUUCUCCAGGAGUCGUUUUCCAUCCCCGAAGGCGACGAAGAGGCCGAGUCGUUGAAACCCACGAAGCAAUACAUCAUCGACGAAGAGGCCACCAAUCCCCUGAACCAGGGCGGCAUUGGUCUCGGUCAGCGCCGCCGUACGAGCGGCAACUACAGCUUGAACUCCCCUCGGCACAACCAUCACCACCACAAGGAAGGCGACGUCACCGCCAGUCCGAUUUCUCCGCAGAGCAACAACCUGACCAUCCAGCCCACGGACGGCGUGAUCAUCGUCGUGCACCGGCUGCCCGUGCUCGUGACCAAGAUCGGUGACGGCGAGUACCAGAUCGACUGGGAAGACGACAACCUGCUGUGUCCGUCGGGGCUGAUCAAGGAGAACCAGAGCAACGGCCUGCUGUACCGCGACGGCACGGCCAGUGCCAUGCGGCUCACGUGGGUCGGGAUGGUGCACUGCAACGCGGUGAUUCCCAAAGAAGACCAGGACAAGGUGGCGCGGCAGAUGCACGCGUACCAUUGCGUGCCGGUGUUCAUUGACCCCGCCAUGAGCCAGACAUUCCACUCAUUCUGCUACGGGACGCUGUGGCCUAUCAUGCACAACAUUGUCGACGUCUACGGCAAACUCCCCACGCGGUGGUGGAAUCCGUCGCAGCAGAAGAACGCGUGGAGUUCGUACAUGCACGUGAACCGCAUCUUCGUCAACAAGGUCAUCGAAGUGUACAAUGAAGGCGACUUGGUCUGGGUGCAUGGCCUGCACCUGCUGGUCGCGCCGUCGUUCUUGUCCCGCCGCCUGCCAUAUGUGAACGUCGGCCUCUUCCUCCACACGCCGUUCCCGUCCUCCGAGAUCUUUCGCACGCUAUCGGUGCGCGCCGACUUGCUCCGAGGCAUGCUCUCGGCCGACCACAUUGGGUUCCACUUGUACGAACACGCACGCCACUUCUUGACGAGCUGCCGCCGCAUCCUCGGGCUCAAGUACAACGCUCAAGCGGGGGGGUACAUUGGUGUCGAGUACAACGGCCGCAUGGUGGCCAUCACGAUCAGCCACAUCGGCAUCGAGCCCCCAUUUGUCGACCGGUUGUCCGUCAAGGACCAAGUGCUCCACGAGACUGCGCGGCUGCGGGCGCUGUACGGAGCCAAAAAGAUCGUCGUGGGUGUCGAUCAAGUCGAGCGGCUCAAAGGCAUCACGCUCAAAAUGCUGUCCCUCGAGCAGUUCUUCCGCACCAACCCGGCGUAUCGUGAUACAGUCCAAGUGGUGCAGAUUGGCAUUGUGGAUGGCGCCGACACGUCCGAGGCCAAGCUAAAGCUGCGCAAGGAAAUCCAGACCAUCGUGGACCGCAUCAACGCCACGUACCCGCAGCCGCAAGGCGUCGAGCCCGUGGUGGUGUACCAGGAGCUCAACAACACGGACUUGUCGAUCCGGCUGCCGCUGUGGAACGUCGCAGAUGUGAUGUUGCUCACCAGUGUGCGCGACGCCGUGAGCUUGUACCCGUUUGAGUUUGUGUACGCGCACAACGUGACCAAGAGCCCGGGGGUGGUGAUCGUGUCGGAGUUUUCCGGCAGCAGCCGCGUGCUCACGGGGAGUUUGGGGGUGAAUCCGUGGAAGAAGAAGGAGGUGGUGGAGGCGCUGGUCACGGCGCUCGACAUGUCGGACGAGGAGAAGGCCGCUCGCCACGCGCACGACUUUGAGUACAUCGCCGUCAACACCCGCACCAAAUGGGCCGAGCGCAUCCUGGUCGACUUGAAGCGCACGAGCAAGGCGGCGUCCACAGUUGGGAUGCAGUACAUGGGGUACGGAUUGGGAUUGGGCUACCGCAUGCUCGAGUUCCACGCAGGGUUCAAGAUGCUCGAAACGGAUCAAGUCGUACGAGCGUACCGCCACACAUUCCGCCGUGUGCUGCUGUUUGACUACGGCAACACACUGGCGCAAGAGAACCUGCCCCAAAACAACUUCUCCAAGUACAUCAAGGGCGACGACGGCGGCGGACUGUCGGGCGACCUCGAGCAUGACACGCCCAAAGCGUCGCCGGAACUGCUCAAGGCGCUGUCCAAGCUGUGCAGCGACCCCCGGAACACGGUGUUUGUGCUCAGUGGAAAGGACCGCCAGGACCUGGAGAGGACGCUCGGGGGGGUUCCGGGGCUCGGACUCGCGGCCGAGCACGGGUACCUGUACCGGUGGGGGGACAACGACGACGGAUGGCUGUGCACGAAGGAGAACUUUGACGACUCGUGGAAAGACAUUACUCACUCGGUCAUGGACAUCUACACCCAGCGAACGCACGGGACGUAUAUUGAGCUCAAGGGCAGCGCCCUGCUGUGGCAGUACCGAGAUGCCGACCCCGAGUUUGGCCAACUGCAGGCGAAAGAGCUGCACGAACAGCUUCUCCAAGUGUUGGAAUCGUAUCAGGUUGAGGUGCUUCCUGGCAACGAUUACCUGGAAGUGCGUCCGGAAGGCGUGGACAAGGGUGUGAUGGUGGACCGCAUCCUGUCGUCGCUCGAGAGCCGAGGGGGCAGCCCUGUGGACUAUGUGCUGUGCAUUGGCGACGACCUGUCGGACGAGUUUAUGUUCAGCUACUUGGAGGAGCGCAAUCUGCCCAAGACGUUCACGGUCACGGUGGGCAAGAAGCCCAGCGCCGCCAAACACUUUUUGAACGACGUGGAUCAAGUCACAGAGGUGCUGAACGCUCUCACAAAAGUUACGACCACAUCCAACCGCAACCUGUCGAUGAACGACCUGAGAGCGAUGGACCAUCAUCGGUGGUUGGACACGUCGGUCGUCCCGGAGGCCUCCACGCCAGUCGUCGGAGGGUCGGUUGUGCCUCCUUCGUUCCCCCCUCCGUCGCUUGGCGGAUUUAGUAGCUCCAUGAAGAGUGCCAAGCAAUCGAUGUCCAUGACCAGUCUGUCGACCAUCACGGCCGCUGACCCGAAGCCGGACUUUCGACGUUCGGCCACGGCGUCCACGUACGAUGUUUAUAUUAGCCACAUUCAAGAAGACGACGACCACGGUGGCAUUUUCUUUUAA